Molecule: messenger RNA, 3832 nt
Organism: Molossus molossus (Pallas's mastiff bat)
Lineage: Eukaryota; Metazoa; Chordata; Mammalia; Chiroptera; Molossidae
Gene: CD44
Product: CD44 molecule (Indian blood group)
Exons: 16
Coding region: 202-2148 (648 amino acids)
Biological process (GO): positive regulation of ERK1 and ERK2 cascade; inflammatory response; cell adhesion
Cellular component (GO): plasma membrane; basolateral plasma membrane; macrophage migration inhibitory factor receptor complex
Molecular function (GO): hyaluronic acid binding; cytokine receptor activity
Source: RefSeq, a predicted model, not a curated record
CUCACUCUUAGGUCACUCUUUCAUCCCUGGAAUAAAAACGGCAGCCAACUUCCGAGGCGCCCUCACUGCCCAGCCAGACCCCAGCCUCUGACAGGUCCGGGCUGCCCUCCUUGCCCUGUCCUUUCCGGUCCCCAGCCCAGCGCGCCAGGACCCUCCGGCUUCGCUCGCUCGCUCUCUCCCGGUUCGCUCCGACUCGACACCAUGGACAAGUUUGGGUGGCGCGCAGUCUGGGGACUCUGCCUCGUGCAGCUGAGCCUGGCGCAGAUCGAUUUGAACAUAACCUGCCGGUAUGAAGGUGUAUUCCACGUGGAGAAAAACGGUCGCUACAGCAUCUCGAGGACAGAGGCAGCUGACCUUUGCAAGGCCUUCGAUUGCACCCUGCCCACCAUGGCCCAGAUGGAGGCGGCACUGAAAGUCGGGUUUGAGACCUGCAGGUACGGGUUCAUAGAAGGGCACGUGGUGAUCCCCCGGAUCCACCCCAACUCCAUCUGUGCUGCAAACAACACAGGAGUGUACAUCCUCACCUCCAACACCUCCCAGUACGACACGUACUGCUUCAAUGCUUCAGCACCACCUGGAGAAGAUUGUACAUCGGUCACAGACCUGCCUAACUCCUUUGAUGGACCAAUUUCCAUAACCAUUGUGAACCGUGAUGGGACCCGCUACACCAAGCAAGGCGAAUACAGAACUAACCCUGACGACAUCAACGCCAGCAACACCACCGAUGAAGAUGUCAGCAGUGGAUUUUCCAGCGAAAGAAGCACUUCAGGAAGUUACAGCAUCUUCCCCUCUCACCUUCCAACUAUGCACCCGACCCUAAACCAAGACAGUUCGCGCGUGUCCUACCACCCGGAGCACCCUGCCACCAGUACGGAUUCAAAUAUCAUCUCAGCAGGCUGGGAGCCAACUGAAGAAAAAGAAGAUGAAAGAGACAAACACCCCAGUCAUUCUGGAUCAGGCAUUGAUGAUGAAGAAGAUUUUAUCUCCAGCACCAUUUCAACCACACCGACACAGAACCGGGAUUGGAACCAACGGAGCCCAGGAUUUUUUAAUCCAGAAGUAUUGCUUCAGACAACCACAAGGAUGACUGAUGUGGGCAGAAGCGACACCAGUGAUUAUGGCGAAAACUGGACCCAGGAACCGCAGCCUCCUGUCAGUCACCAUGAGUACCACGAUGAAGUGGAGACCCAGCAUUCCACAAGCACAAUCUCAGCCCAUGACAGCCAUCCAAAUCAAAGAACAACAACGCAGAGUCAAGAGGACAGUUCCUGGACUUAUUUCUUGGACCCCAUCUCGCAUCCAAUGGGACGAGGUCAUCAAAGAGAAAAAAUGAUGGAUAAGGACUCCAGCCAUAGUACAACACUUCAGCCUUCUGCAGAGCCCAACACCGGUUUGGUGGAAGACUUGGACAGGACAGGACCUCUUUCAGUGACAACCCAACAGAGUCAUACUCAGAGCUUCUCCACAGCACAUGGAGGCUUGGAAGAAGAUAAGGACCAACCAAUGACUUCUACUCCAACAUCUAGCAAUAGAAAUGAUGGCAGAGGUGGAAAUUUUCCUGAUGACUCAGCUGCUACUUCAGUGGAAGGUUAUACUUCUCAUUCCCCAGACACAAAGGAGUACACAACCCUUAUCCCAGUGACCCUUGCUAACACUGGGUCUCCUGGAGUUACUGAAGUUACUGUUGUUGGAGAUUCCAACUUUAAUGUUGAUCAUCCCUUCUCAGAAGAUCAAGAUUCGGCUCUGCACCCCAGCGAGCGGCACCCUACUCCUCACGGAUCUGGAUCAAUUGGACACUCAAGUGGGAGUCAAGAAGGGGAGGCCAACACGACCUCUGGUCCUAAAAGGAGACCUCAAAUUCCAGAAUGGCUGAUCAUCUUGGCGUCCCUCCUGGCCCUGGUUUUGAUUCUCGCAGUUUGCAUUGCAGUCAACAGCAGAAGAAGGUGCGGGCAGAAGAAAAAGCUGGUGAUCAACAGUGGGAAUGGAGCCGUGGAGGACAGAAAGCCAAGUGGACUCAACGGGGAGGCCAGCAAGUCUCAGGAGAUGGUGCAUUUGGUAAACAAGGAGUCAUCAGAGACCCCAGACCAGUGUAUGACAGCCGAUGAGACACGGAACCUGCAGAACGUGGACAUGAAGAUUGGGGUGUAACACCUACCCCGUGACCUUCGAUAGAAAUCACACAUAACCAUUACAGGGAGCUGGGACACUCACAGAUGCAAUGUGCUACUGAUUAUUUCAUUGGGGUUCUUUUUUUUAGCAUAAAAUUUUCUACUCCUUUUUGUUUAUUGUGCUUUGUUUUUUGAGGUCAGUCCAAUUUAUAAAAACAACAUUGCUUUCUGAAAUGAGGGCCCAAUUAACAACCAGCAAGAAUUCGACAGUUUCAGUUCCCGCCUAGAAGCCUUACUCCCUGAAGUGUGCUGUGGAUGGCUUCUAACAAAAGCCACAGAUACAUCUUUCUGAUCCCCAACCUUCCCUCCACCCCACCUCCCAGAUGACAUGUUAAAGAUAUUUCCAGAGCUAAGAGAAAUUAGUUCCUGAAAGAAAAUCUGAGUGGGUCCAUAUUGCCCAUCCAGAAGCCCAAUCCCUGGGCAUUGCUUUCCAGUGGGGUAGGGGAUUGGGGUGUACUGGUUACACAUCCCUUUCUACUGACCCCUUGGAAAUUUUUCAGAUGCUUUUUUGAGAAUGCCCAAAGGGUCAAGCUAUUUAUCUGUAGUAAGCUAUUUAUCUGUUUUUGAAAUAUUAAACCCUGGAGGUCCUGUGAUUGGUAUGAUUUUUUGUUGUUGUUUUGUUACUUUGUCAGUGACAUAAAAGGGUUUAAGUUGAUUCAUAAUAAAACUGUACUUCUUCCACUUUUCCCCUUUGUGCUGUGAUCCUUCAGUCUCUUGACCAGCCAGGUCUAGCCCCCCACCGCUCAUCCGGAAGCUAUGGGAAGGUCUCCCUGAAAGACUUCAUCUCAGAGCUAAGUCCCUGCUCAGCCUCCCUCAAUCAAAUCUCACAGAAGAUGGACAGACACAGCAUUAUUGUGCUUCUGAGGCAGGUUCCUAAGGCUUUCUGUCUUGUUCUAGAACCAGAAUUGCGAGAGGAGGAGAUUCAGUGGCUGGCUUGGCUUUCCCGUUUUCAUGGCUACCUGUUUUCUCCCUGAAGGGCGAUGAAAAGUCACAUUACAUUUGCAUGACUUACCCCAUUUCACUGACCCAUUAGUGGUGUCCAAAAACAAUAUGGAAGCACCUUUCGAUCUCUUGUAAUCAAAGAGAAGCAUUGGAGAUGAAAUAGGGCAUAGAUCCAUAGAUCGUAGCCAAUUGAUUUGCACAGAUUGGGGAAGGGGGGAGGGAGCAGGAUAGAUCCUGUUUGAGUAUUUUCAUGGCUGAGUUUGUUUAUAUAUCAAUACUCCAAUUGUCUGUCCUUGAUGAAGGUGCUACUCAGAAAAUUAAGUGCCUGGGGAAUCUCAAAAGCUUACAGGGUUUCUCACCACUGGCGUCUUAUCACCAGAUACCAGGUUUAUGGCCACAUAAGAGAUUAAUGGCUUUAUCCCUUGCUUGGCAAGUCCUCUGUGGUCUUCAUUUAUAAGUUCAGAAGGCCCCCAUUCGUCCUAGAACUUCCAAAGGCUAUUUGUAAUAGAAGAGAUUGGAUCUAUAAAGCAAGAACUCCUAUAAAAUGGGACCCUCUUCCUUAGGUCCCCCUAUAAAAAGUUAUCUGUUGCCUACACUAAUAUGCUUAACUGGCAAUGUUUCUCAGACCAAAUUAAUAACAAUAAUAAUCAGAAGGAGGAGGAGAUGGAAGAAAAGGAAGAGAGGAGGUAAAGAAGGAGGAGGAGGAAGAGAAUAAGGAGAAG